AUGACUUCACCUUUUAGAGGACAAGAAUGGAUGAGAGAAGUGUUGAAUGGACAUCCUAUUCGAUGUGUAAAUGCAUUUAGAAUGGACUCCGAUUUGUAUAAGCAAUUAUGUGAAGACUUAUAUUCAAAAUAUGGAUUACAAUCUACUAGGAAUAUGUCAUAUGUGGAGAAAGUUGGUAUAUUUAUAUACACACUUGCUAUGGGUGCUUCCAAUAGAGAGGUUGGUGAGCGAUUUCAACGUUCCGGUGAAACAAUAAGUAGAGCAUUUCAUGAAGUUUUGGAAGCAAUUAGUGGUAGGAGUAGCGGAUACAAAGGCCUUGCACGUGAUAUCAUAAAACCAGAUGAUCCUACAUUUCAAUCUAUACCGUCUUACAUUACUAAUGAUGCACGAUACAUGCCAUAUUUCAAGGUAUGUAUUGGAUGUAUUGAUGGUACUCAUAUAGCAGUGUGCAUCCCUGAGGCUGAUCAAUUGCGAUAUAGAGGGAGAAAAGGAAUUCCUACUUUCAAUGUUAUGGCAGCGUGUGACUUCGAUAUGUGUUUCACUUUUAUAUCUGUUGGAUGGGAAGGAUCAGCACAUGAUACACGUGUAUUUCUUCAUGCUAUUAAUACACCAUCAAUGAACUUUCCCAAGCCGCCACAAGGAAGAUAUUAUUUGGUGGAUAAAGGAUAUGCAGAUAAACAAGGAUAUUUGGUACCUUAUCCAAGAAUAAGGUAUCAUCAAUCUCAAUUUGAACAAGAGCCGCCAACUAAUGCUCAAGAAGCAUUUAAUCGUGCACACUCUUCUCUUCGAAGUUGUAUUGAGAGGUCGUUUGGAGUAUUGAAGAAGAGAUGGAAGAUACUUGCUAAAAUGCCGCAGUUUAGUGUGGAGACCCAAAUUGAUGUUAUUAUGGUCACAUUUGCACUACAUAAUUAUAUUCGAAAGAAUUCACAAGAUGACAUGAUGUUUAAUGUGCUUGAGCAGCAUCCAGAUUACAUACCGCCCGAUGACCUUCAAGAUUCAAGUACUAAUAUCUCCAUCAACGAAAAUUUAAGUCAGGCCUCUAUGGAGAUGAAGGAGAUUCGCAACAAUAUUGCUACUUCAUUAACUGUCUUGUUAUCUGGCGGUAUGCUUUUAUCCCAACAACGGUACAUGAAUGAUAUUCUCAAACGUGUUGGCAUGGUGGACUGCAAGCCAGUAAUCACGCCUGUCUCUUCUGCGAAAAUCACAGACGACGUGGUCGUUCCCUAUGCCGAUCCAACACAAUACAGGAGUCUUGCUGGUGCUCUCCAUUAUCUUACGGUAACUCGUCCGGAUCUAUCUUAUGAUGUUAAUCUAUUGUGUCAACAUAUGCAUGCUCCCACUACUACAGACUGGGCAUCUCUAAAUAGAGUCCUGCGGUAUGUCAAAGGCACCCUGAAUCUUGGCCUGCGUAUUUCUCGAUCUACAUCUAUGGAUAUUCACGCCUAUUCUGACUCAGAUUGGGCUGGCGAUCCGAAUGACCGGAAAUCUACUAGUGGCUUUGCUGUGUUCUUGGGCAGUAAUCUUAUAUCUUGGGUUUGUCGGAAGCAACGGACUUCGGCACGUUCUUCGAUUGAAGCAGAAUACAAGGAACUCGCUGAUGUAUCUGCAGAAGUUACAUGGCUCGUUUCUCUGUUACAUGAAAUCACCAUCCCGCCUGCGUCUCCUCCUCAGCUAUGGUAUUGA
This is a messenger RNA of Ipomoea nil (Japanese morning glory), 1683 nucleotides long. RefSeq lists its product as uncharacterized. The record is from RefSeq and is a predicted model, not a curated record. The transcript is spliced from 5 exons. NCBI's taxonomy places the organism in Eukaryota, Viridiplantae, Streptophyta, Magnoliopsida, Solanales, Convolvulaceae. Bases 1 to 1683 code for a protein of 560 amino acids.